Molecule: messenger RNA, 804 nt
Organism: Geodia barretti
Lineage: Eukaryota; Metazoa; Porifera; Demospongiae; Tetractinellida; Geodiidae
Source: the annotation of a GenBank genome assembly
AUGACUUCUACCCACGUUGACUUCACCCGCAAAGACACUUUGGCCGUUAUCACUCUCAACCGGCCCGAGGCCCGCAACGCCCUGACCCCGGAUAUGGUGGCUGACCUGGGGCAGGCUAUUAAGGAUUGUGCGCGACCGGAGAUUCGGGCGGUAAUGCUGACGGGUACGGCGGGGUCAUUCUGCGCCGGGGCCGACGUGAAGGAUUUUGUCGAAAACCUGGAGGAAGGGGGGCCGGAAGGACUUUCCCAGCACCUGCAUAAUCUGGCGGAUUCUCUUCAUCGGAACAUAAUCAUGGGCAUACGGCAAUUGGAGAAGCCGGUUAUUGCCGCAGUUAACGGUGUUGCUGCCGGGGCCGGUUUCAGCCUGGCUCUGUGCUGCGACCUGCGGGUUGCUUCGUCGGACGCUCGCUUUAUCAUGGCCUACGCCGGUAUUGGCUGCACCGCCGACGGGGGUUCCACCUAUAUGUUGCCCCGGCUGGUGGGCCUCAGCAAGGCCAUGGAAAUCUACAUGGCCAGACAGCCCAUCGGCGCCGAGUACGCCAGGGAAUUGGGGCUGGUGAACCAGGUGUGCCCAUCGGAGGGUUUCGAGCGCCACGCAUUGGAAAUGGCAACGCAACUGGCGCAGGGUCCUACCCUGGCCUACGGACGGGUCAAGACCCUGUUCGAUAAUUCCUGGGCCGCGGGCCUGGAAGAGCAACUGGACGCGGAGACCGAGGCCAUCAGCAAGAUAGUCUUCACCGGCGACUUUCAGGAAGGGGUCAAGGCCUUCACCCAGAAGCGCAUGCCUUGGUUCCAGGGGAGGUAG